ACGAUCCCACUCUCCCCGCUCACCUCAAGGAGUCAAGGUGCAAAGCUAAGCUUAGCUCAUUGCUCAAGCUUCCGUCUCUUUCUCUCUGCGAGACUGCACACUGCCACCACGCGCAAUGGCGGCAUUCCACCAUUUGUUGCCGGCCUUGCUCCUUCUACUCCUGCUCCCUUCCACCCCUGAGGCGACGUCCUCGGCGCUGCUUGGCAUCAGCUACGGUCGCGUUGGCAACAACCUCCCUGCAGCUACAUCAGUGCCGCAGAUUGUGGCUUCCCUGGGCGUCGGCCGCGUCCGACUCUACGAUGCUGACAGCACCACCAUUCGCGCCUUCGCCAACACGGGCGUCGAGCUCGUCGUCGGCGUCCCUGACGAGUGCCUCGCCACUGUCUCCACCCCGACGGGCGCCGCCUCCUGGGUCCGCUCCAACAUUUCCCCUGCGCUCCCGGCCACAAAGAUCGCCUUCCUCACAGUCGGCAACGAGGUGCUCACCGGCGUCAACAGCUCCUCGCUGUCCAGGUACCUCCUUCCGGCGAUGCGGUGCCUCCACGACGCGCUUGCGCAGGCCGGCCUGGACAAGCAGGUCGCCGUGACCACGGCGCACAACCUCGGCGUGCUGGCCACGUCGUACCCGCCGUCGUCGGCGUACUUCCGCAAGGACCUCCUCCCGAUGCUCUGCCCCAUUCUCGACUUCCACGCGCGCGCGGGCUCGCCGUUCCUUGUUAAUGCGUACCCCUACUUCGCCUACGCCGAGGAACCCACCGGCGUGGAGCUCGAGUACGCGCUGCUGGAACCCGGCCAUGCCGGUGUCGCCGACCCGGGGACCGGGCUGCACUACACCAACAUGCUCGCAGCGCAGGUGGAUGCGGUGUACCACGCCAUCGCCGCAGCCAACAGCGCGGCGGCGCGGGCCGUGGAGGUGCGCGUGUCUGAGACCGGGUGGCCGUCGGCGGGGGACGCCAACGAGACCGGCGCCACGCCGCAGAACGCGGCGAGGUACAACGGCAACGUGAUGCGGCUCGUGGCCCAGGGGAAGGGCACGCCGCUGCGGCCGGCGGCGCCGCUGCGCGUCUACAUGUUCGCGCUCUUCAACGAGAACAUGAAGCCCGGGCCAACGUCGGAGCGCAACUACGGGCUCUUCAAGCCCGACGGAACGCCGGCGUACGAGCUUUCCUACCGCCUCCCGCUGGACAACACCACCUCCUCCUCUUCCGCCGGUGGCAGCAUUACCGGCGGUGGUGGGUACAAUGGCCACGGCUACGGGUCGUCGGACAACGGCGGAUACUACAGCAUCUCGGCCGCCGCCAAGGUGACACCGGGUUGGUGGACAUGGCCACAGGUAGCUGUGGCACCAUGUGUGGCUGUACUGGCCAUGGCAUUGUGACCAUUAGCAGAGAUCAAGUGGUACCUGCCUGGACUUGGUGGAUGGAAGCCUCUGGCUUCUGAUGGAGUCAGAAGCAGCGUAUGGUGUGGGUCAGUGAACUGCUGUUCUAGAGAAACGCAUUGCUCGUGGUGAUCCACUUCCUCUCUCUCUAUGUUGUUUCCCUUUUCUCCACGUUGUUGUAACUGAGGUGUCCUUGUAAUCAGUGGUGAACAAAUGGACUAGACAAUUGUCAU
Zea mays is the source of this 1611-nucleotide messenger RNA. RefSeq lists its product as uncharacterized. Gene Ontology annotation, biological process: carbohydrate metabolic process. NCBI's taxonomy places the organism in Eukaryota, Viridiplantae, Streptophyta, Magnoliopsida, Poales, Poaceae. The record is from RefSeq and is marked provisional. Gene Ontology annotation, molecular function: hydrolase activity, hydrolyzing O-glycosyl compounds.